Molecule: messenger RNA, 1669 nt
Organism: Daucus carota subsp. sativus
Lineage: Eukaryota; Viridiplantae; Streptophyta; Magnoliopsida; Apiales; Apiaceae
Product: CMP-sialic acid transporter 1
Exons: 9
Coding region: 108-1115 (335 amino acids)
Biological process (GO): pyrimidine nucleotide-sugar transmembrane transport
Cellular component (GO): Golgi membrane
Molecular function (GO): pyrimidine nucleotide-sugar transmembrane transporter activity; sialic acid transmembrane transporter activity
Source: RefSeq, a predicted model, not a curated record
AAUCACCCCCUUGCUAUAUUCCUUUUGAAAAGAGAUCUAUUAAUAAAAAAGAAAACAUAGUCUGAGUCUGCAGAUUUACACUGCAACUGCGAGAAUAGAGAUCGAAGAUGCAGUGGUACGUCGUCGCUUCGCUUCUCACCGUCCUCACCAGUUCCCAGGGAAUUUUGACUACCUUAUCACAAAGCGAUGGGAGUUAUAAAUAUGACUAUGCAACUGUCCCUUUUCUUGCCGAAAUUUUUAAGCUUCUUGUGUCAAGUAUUCUUUUACGCAGAGAGUGUCUGCGGUCGCCUCCCCCAUUAAUGACAACAGACUGGAAGAGCAUUCGAUUAUACCCUAUACCUUCUAUUAUAUACCUUAUUCACAACAAUGUUCAGUUUGCUACCUUGACAUAUGUUGAUACAUCCACUUACCAGAUCAUGGGCAACCUGAAAAUUGUUACGACGGCAGUAUUAUUUAGGCUGUUUCUGAGGAGGAAGCUAUCUAAUUUGCAGUGGAUGGCAAUUUUCCUGUUGGCUAUUGGAACAACUACUAGCCAGGUCAAAGGAUGUGGAGAGACUUCAUGUGAUUCACUCUUUUCAUCCCCUAUCCCGGGUUACAUGCUAGGAGUGUUGUCCGCUUGUCUUUCUGCAUUGGCUGGCAUUUAUACAGAAUUCUUGUUGAAAAAAAAUAAUGAUACCUUAUACUGGCAGAAUGUUCAGUUAUACACAUUUGGGGCAAUUUUCAACAUGGCACGACUUAUCUUAGAUGAUUUUAGAGGAGGAUUUGAGGAAGGACCAUGGUGGCAACGCCUUUUCAAUGGAUACAAUGUCAUUACAUGGAUGGUGGUGUUGAAUCUUGGUUCUACUGGUCUGUUAGUUUCAUGGUUAAUGAAAUAUGCUGACAAUAUUGUUAAGGUGUAUUCAACAUCCAUGGCCAUGCUGCUGACAAUGAUUCUCUCGAUAAUCCUCUUCAGUUUUAAACCCACUUUACAGCUCUUUUUAGGUAUAAUCGUCUGUAUCAUGUCUCUGCACAUGUACUUUGCACCUGCACACAUGCUUGUCGAUUUGCCCGUGCCAGCAAAAACAGCUCCAGAAACUUUAGUCGAGGUUUCUGUUGAUCGAAAAACAGAUUCCUGAUGUAUAAUUUCCAUUGAACAAUUCUUACUUUUUGGGAACAGUUAGAACAAGAAAAGGGAACUAGACAUGAGUAGAGAUGGAAUGAAUUCCAUGGCUCUUUCUUCAGUUAGCGUUGGCCGUGGCAAUUUUAUGGCGAAUGAUGAGCAAGCAAAGAACUGUUGCAGACACUUUCAGAUGCCAGUUCACUACCCAAGGUACAGCCGACCUGAGUACGAGAGUAUGCCUGAGUGGAAAGUUAAUUGUCUGCUGGCUCAGUAUGGUUUGCCAGUCUCUGGUGAUGUUAAUCAGAAGAGGAAGUUUGCCAUAGGAGCUUUUCUUUGGUCUUGUUAAUCACUUCUCCUAGCAUCUCUUGUAAACAAGAAUUUGGUUUAUUCUGCAAGUGGCAGUGGCUAGAUGGUGUAUGUCCAUGCAUAUAUUAGCAAUUUAGCAUGCCAUGUAUCAUGUGUGAAACUAAUGUUGGUUGUUGCCAGUUUUCAAGUUUGUAACCUAUUUCCUCUAAGCUUUGUAGCUUUGUAUUAAUCUGAAUAAAUAUAAUCUUUUAGCUCUAUAGAAAA